Messenger RNA from Dacryopinax primogenitus, 1180 nucleotides. RefSeq lists its product as uncharacterized. The coding region runs from base 188 to 1102 and encodes 304 amino acids. The transcript is spliced from 10 exons. NCBI's taxonomy places the organism in Eukaryota, Fungi, Basidiomycota, Dacrymycetes, Dacrymycetales, Dacrymycetaceae. The record is from RefSeq and is a predicted model, not a curated record.
CUACACCGCCUUCUUCGCUUCCUGGGAAGUGAGUCCGUCACAAUCAGAUUCCCGGCAAUUCUGUCCGACGCUAUCGUACCUGGAAACAAGGAGGAUGCAAGAUCGUCAACAUGAUGAUUGUCAUACAUAGUGCGGGUACGUUAAAGAUAACUUGUGACCAAGCGCAGUAGAUGUUGCGCCCUCCCCAAUGUCGUCCCCACUUCAGCAGAUAGGUGAGAUUUUGUUGGGUCAAGACUAUGGUGUUUGUGCUGCAGCAUCAUUGAUCUUUUUUGAUUACUUUCUCACCUUCCCUCAAGAAGUCCGGCUCGUUUGGGCUUCCAAGUGGACACCGGGAAAGGUGCUAUUUCUGUUCAUUCGUUAUGUGGGAUUGACUGAUGCUGCUGUUUCUAUAUAUGUACAAUUUGGCACUACGGUAACACCAAGAUCAUGCUUAAUUUCAAUGUAUUGGUCUCUGUUGUCGAUGUUUGUCACCUCAGUCGCUGCGUCCCUCGUUUUGGCCCUGCGUACUUGGGCAAUUUGGAACAAGAGUAAGAUGUGCGGCGCGAUUGUCUUCACUGGAUGGAUAGUGGGAACAACAUGCUCGGCCUUUUAUACAAUCCGCUCCAUCAUCGGCUCCUCUCCGUACAGCAACAUCUUCGGUCUUCCAGGAUGCAUUGACACGACCACUGCAGCUGCAGCAAAUGAUGCCGUGAAAGUGUACGCCUUCGGUUGCGCAUAUGAAAUUUUGAUCUUCCUCCUCACUUUGGCUCGAGGACUGCAACAAUUAUCUAGCAAUUCACCGACACUGCUGUUGGUUCUAUACCGAGAUGCCUUCAUUGCUUCUGUCUGGACACUUGCCUUUUCAAUCACCGACGUGGCACUGUCAGCAACACAGAAUCCAAAUUUCUACUUCUGGUGCUUGAUAGGCUUCGCAUUCUCCUUCAUAGUGCCCACCCGCAUCAUCCUCAAUCUUCGAGCAAGUACGAUGCAGAUCGAUCAAUGGGACGUGACGACAGGACAUCAGGACAUGUCUCCACGUGCGAUAGCAAGCCCUCGAAGGUCAAACCGUUCUGGCCAGACAUCCGAAACCAAGACUAGCUCUGAUGGCGGUACUGAUGUUUGAGGCUGGGAUAGCAUUGUACGAGGCAACGUUUGGCGAAUGUAGAUAUAUACUAUUCUUUAUUUCUAAUUUAGCAAUGUU